This is a messenger RNA of Betta splendens (Siamese fighting fish), 7101 nucleotides long. RefSeq names its product zinc finger protein 516 (gene znf516). Gene Ontology annotation, cellular component: nucleus. Gene Ontology annotation, biological process: regulation of DNA-templated transcription. The transcript has 6 exons. Gene Ontology annotation, molecular function: DNA-binding transcription factor activity, RNA polymerase II-specific; RNA polymerase II cis-regulatory region sequence-specific DNA binding. Bases 1287 to 4607 code for a protein of 1106 amino acids. The record is from RefSeq and is a predicted model, not a curated record. Lineage: Eukaryota; Metazoa; Chordata; Actinopteri; Anabantiformes; Osphronemidae.
AUGUAGUUAUUGUACUUGUAAAUUUGAAUCAAUCUCCCAAAAGUUCAAAACAAUGUCCUCUUAGUCUAUUUUCUGGCCAUCAGACAAACCACACAAUAAUAUUAAUUAUAGUUAAAGUCCAUUGAAUAUCGUUGAAGGUGUCCAAAACAAUGGCCGUCUUGGAAUUUACCACGGGAUUCCUAGGUUUGUCAGUUUGUCUGUCUUGAAGAAGCUUCGUUGCAUUUCCGACGCCACCUGAAGGCAGCACAAGUGAAACGACAAGAGACGAGAAAUAGAGAGCGAGGAGAGGGAGGGAGACAUUGAAACACUGAGGGGAGAGAGAGAGAGGGGAGGGAGGACCUGUACUGUUCAGCAACACAAGAAGACAGAAAUUCGCCAGAGAUAAUAAUAAUAAGACUCAAUCAGGACGAUUUGAGCAAAGUUGAUCCGCGGGUCGCUGCUGUCAGCCGCUGCAGCGGUGAUAGCGUUCCUCUCUCAUCUCCGCUGGAUCCGGACUCUUCACGUUUGCUUUUUUGGAGAACUGCACCGGUCCUUUUGCGUGUGUGUGCGAGCGUGCGUGCGUGCUUGCGCGCAUGUGCGCGCGCGCGUCAGCGUUUGUGCGCGCGCGCACGACUGAUCGCAGCUCAGCGGUGUUACAACUGCUCCCACUCUGCCGUUACACAAGCGCACAAACCCUCUUACAACGCUGCUCGGCGGCAAUAAACGAGCCGACUUCCUUCAAUUGACUGCUCGAUAACAAAUAGUCCUAAAGAGCGCCACCUGUGUAUCAGCCCGUUAAUAGAAGCAGGAUGGAUUUUGGAGGUGGAGGAAGUACAUGGUAAUGUGACUCGUCGCCUGCUCAUGUAAAAUAUAAAAACUGGGGAUGCGGAGAAGACGCUAGUUAAAUGAAGAGCAGGAGUUUUUCUUUUUUGGAUUAGCUACACGAACACAGACAGAACUCCGACUCCAACUCACUGACAACAGCGAUGAAAGCCCAACGUUCGUAGGCAAAUGUUAAAGCCACGCAAGUUGCUUUCCACGGAACCAGUUGCACAUAGAUUGAGUCGCUGAUUCACUGUCAGUGCUAGAUGAAGAUGGAUAGAUGGUGCUGCAUCCAGUAACCGGAGAGUGCUAAAUGUGCUGCUGUGUAAGCAGCCGCAUCUUCGUAUGAUAGACGGCAGAUAACAGCUUAACUGACCGGCAGAGGCGAGCUAGACGCCCCUCGAUGAGCAGCAGCAGAUAGCAGUAGUUCGACGUUUUAUUGAGUUCGCGAAAGGCCUGGAAGACUGGGGAGAUCGCUGCGGAGGAUGAAUCCUAGAGACAGCAUCGAGGUGAUGGACACCCAGGCAGGAGGUCAGAAGGAGAAGCUGGUGGCAGACAAGGCCUACCCUGGAAACGAGCCCGGGAGCGAGGAUGACAAACUCCCCGGGGCGUACGACUGCAGCGUGUGCGGACGCAGCUUCCCGUUCCUCAGCUCACUGUCUCAGCACAUGCGGCGCCACACGGGCGCGCGCCCUUAUAAAUGCCCCUACUGUGACCACCGGGCCUCCCAGAAGGGCAACCUCAAAGUCCACAUCCGCAGCCACAAGCUCGGCACGCUCUCCAGCUACCACUCCAACGAGGACGAGGAGGGCGCCGCCGAGGAGGAGGAGAUGAGCGUCUCGGAGGGCCUCGACGGCGGGACCAGUCCCACCAAGAGCAGCUCGGCCUGCAACCGGGUGAUCAACGGCGACGGCGGCGAGGAGAGCCGGAGGAAAGUGCCUUCGCGGAGCCUGAAGCGGGAGAAGCCACUCACCGACCAGCGGCCGUUCUGCUGCCGCCUCUGCGGCUACGAGGCCCAACGGGAGGACCAGCUCCUCAGCCACAUCGAGAAGGUCCACAUCACAGCGGACGUGGAGGAGGAGACCGCCGUGAAGGAGGAGGUCGUGGCCGAGCCCGACGGCGGCCAGGCCCAAAGCGACGGCUCCUUCCCCUGCGAGACUUGUGGCCAGGUCUUCAGCCAAGCCUGGUUCCUGAAGUCGCACAUGAAGAAGCACGCUGGGAUACUGGAUCACUGCUGCCGCAUUUGCGGGCGGCGGUUCCGCGAGGCUUGGUUUCUGAAGUCCCACAUGAAAACGCACAACACAAAGUCAAGGUCCCGUUCGAAAGCGGACUCAUCCGAGCACCCGGCCACCAUCAACGACGUAGCCCAGGAUCCGGACAUCUCUGCCGGCUCGGUGACGUCGAUCUACCAAAUGUGCUCCAAAUGUGGGAACCUGUUCCACAACAAGGAGAGUCUGAGAGCUCACGAGAAGGUCCACACCCUUAGCAAUGGCAGGAGAAGCCAAAGCCAGUGCAGAACCACUGAGGACGAGGACGAACCACCGGCAAAGAGGCGCCUGCUGGAAUACUUAAGCCUCCAGCCCGUGGAGGAGAAGACACUGGAUGAUGAGGAGUGUGAGAAGAGGAAUCUGGGCCAAAGAAUCCAGGAGCUGGAUCCGGUUUGCAGCUACCAAGCCUGGCAGUUGGCAACUAAAGGGAGAGUUCUGGAACCAAUGGAGCCGAGUUACAAGGGUUCCAAUGGGGGCAACGUAGGGGAAGAAGUCUUCUCCGAUGCAACUGUGGUUUUUGAGAAGGACAGCAGUCGUUACGUCCUGAAAGCCCAAGAGAGGCGCGUCCCGGGCAGGCGCGGCAGCUCUGGGCUCCACGUCUCCACCGGCGACUGGACCCCGGACAGCCUUAGCGACUCGGAGUACCGGCCCUCGUCGCGCCAGGACCGACGGAGGCCCUCGCAGUCGCAGGCGUCCUCCAAGUCCAACGAGUGCUUCGAGUGCGGGAAGGUGUUUCGCAGCCGCCAUCAAAUGAUCGUCCACCAGCGCGUCCACAGGAAGGACGGAGGCAGGGCGUCGGUGGGGGACAAGGACAGAGCAGCACGGGGCGACCGAUGGGGCUCCACCAGCGACCCGGAGUCGGGCUCACCCAGCCGGCCCAGCACCCCGGGGUACGGAGACUCCCCACCAGCCUCCACCCUGGGAAACCAGGCUUCGGAAAUGGGUACUGCAAACUCCGGAGAGCUCUCAGACGUGAAGCCUUACAUCUGCAGCCUGUGUGACUUUGUCACCACAGAGUCUCAGGCGUUUCUGUCCCACGUCCGUGUCCAGCACCCAGCUGCUGCCGAAGAUGGAGCCAUGUCCGGCCGUAGCUCGAGCUCGGACAGAGCCCCCUCCGGUGCUUAUCCCAAGCUGAAGAAAGCUCUUCUACAGGGGAGGACCGGCUCUGCUCGAUCCUCCCCUCCGGAUCCCAGCAUGGUCCCUGUGGAUCUAUGCGUGAGGGCUGAGGGCUGCAGGGGCGUCACCUCCUUAACCGUGGAUAGGAAGAGCCUCCCUAGCCACAAGUGCUCCUUCUGCUCACACUCCACACGCUACCCGGAGGUGCUGUGGAUGCACCAGACUGUGGCCCACCGCAUCAACAGCAGCAGCUCCAACCUGGCUCCCAAAUGGGCCCUGAAGAGCAACUCAAAGGGCUCCAAGGAGAGCCCGUCGUCCAGAAGACGCACUGGUCCCCCACCGGUUCUGGAGGGGAAGGAGUGUCAACCGUUGCCUCCAGUGAUGCCAGUCCAGCGCACACAGCCUCCGCUCAACUCCAGCGAGGCUUUAAAGAAAAGCAGGCCGGCCAGUCAUGCAGCCACACCACCACCACCACCAUCCUCCUCAUCAUCAUCAUCCUCCUCUAUCCCCUCAUCCUCAUUCUCCAGGGCGUCCUCGUCCACCUCAGGCAAACAGGUUGGGAGAGCUUCUGUAAGACCAGGCAGCAGCAGCAAAAACACAGACAACCACAGUCAUCAGUCAUCAUCGCGCUUUAGACCAAAAAUGGAAGUCUACCCUCGGGGAAGCUCCUCCAGCUCCUCGGAGAAAAGCAACGGCUCGCUCUCGCGCCCCUCGGCCCCGAGCCCCAGGUCAGCUCCGGCGUCCAGGAUGGCCGAGCGCUACCUGAUGCCCCAGGAGGGCCUGGGCUUCAUGCUGUCCAGCAAACACGGCCUGGCCGAGCACAGCCGCGCCCGGGGCCCGGCUCACCAGCCCCGGACCUCCCACAGCCAGAGCCGGGCCAGCGCCACCAGGCCCAGCGCCAUCGCCCACGGCCACGGCGGCGCUCCGCAGACCUCCUCUUCCUCCUCGUCCUCCUCUUCGUCUCUGCCUUCGGACGCGUACAGGGAAGCGAAGCAGGAGCCCAUCGCGGAGGCCCAGGAAAUGCCCACGGACGUGUUCGGCUUCCUGAAGAACUACAGCCCCCACGACCUGGCGGCGCUGUACCACCGCUGGGGCUCAGCCAACGCCCUGCUGGAUCCCACCGGGGCGCUAAGGUCCCUCGUGCGACAGGGACAGUAUUUCUGUCACGAGUGCGGGAAGAGUUUCAGUCAGCCCAGCCACCUGCGCACACACAUGAGGUCCCACACAGGGGAGAGGCCAUUCUGCUGCAAGCUCUGCCCAUACCGAGCCUCUCAGAAAGGGAACCUAAAGACGCACGUCCAGAGCGUCCACCACAUGCCUUUUGACAACAACCAGUACCUGGACACGAGGAGGUUGUUGCUGAGCCAGGAGGCGCAUGGAGCUCAGGCUGCCAAACACCCAUCGACGCCACAAAAACAGUAAAGCCCCUGAUGAGCGUCAACAAAUGACCGGAUACACCAUUCCUACGAUCGGAGGAUGAAAGAAGAUGGAAGAAAUGACUCACUGUUGACUUUAGAAGAACUUUCCGCAAUCAAAGGUUUUGGAGUGUUUGAGUUUUUAUUAUUGUUGUUAAAGUUAGUUAGAGUGAAUUGGGAAUUCUCAGAUUCGAGGCCAUGAAAGGUUAAAAGUUCAGGUGUCAUGUGAGCACACAAGAAGAAGAAGACUUAAAAGAGCAGCGUGUCCAGUGUUCAGUAGAAAUCCUGACGUUUAGUCUUUAUUUGGACAGAAAGUUGUUUGCAGUUCACAUACAGGAUCGUAAAAAGAAGAAGAUGGAGUAGAGUUUUUUUUUAUAUAAGUGAAAUAAGCAGACUUAAAUGGAGACGGGAGAACUGUGGCGUUGCAUGGCUGCUGCGGUCGCCCCCUGCUGUCGCGAGAGACAGGAAAUGAGGCUCUGGACUCCGAGGUCUCCAAGAAAACACCUCUCGUGUGCGAGCGCGUGUGAGGCGUAAGGUUAUAAGUCAGCAGUGACCGCCCGGAUGACUAGAGGGAGCAAGAGAGCUCAGGAGAAUCAGGAUUAAAGCGAGCGAGAGAGAGAGAAACGCUAAUGGCGGUGUACGCUUUAGUGCUCAUUAGAAAAAAGUGUAUGUUUUUAAUAGCCAAUAUAAAUGAAUGUACUGUUUUUUAUGGUCAUUCAGUUAUUCUCCAUUUAGGAGGAAAAGGUUUCCACUACAACGCCUUCAUAUUAAUGACGGUUCCCCACUGAGACUGAGCUGUGGGGGCGGCAGGUAGACGUGGAAUACACAGAUUAUAAGGAGAAUACGGUACCGCAGAUAAAGAUGUAUCUCCAUCUUGUGUUGUUAUAUUUUUACAGGAAUAAGAUAUAAUCUUAUUCUCGCUGGCUGCGAGCAGCGCACAAUGCCUCAGCCCAGAACGACUUUCCUCUCAUCGUGGAAUAUUGUGAGUCUCAUUUUGGUCCCUGAAAUAAAUCAAAAUAUCUCCAUGAAUCCAUCUGAGAAGGGAAAAUCAAAGCCAAAGCUGACCGGCUGCUUCGCAUUUAACAUUUUCCAUGCUCACGGCCUGUCUAUCAAUGCAUUUUUUUAAGCUAGUCUCAUUAAUGCAUUGCAGAAACAGUGGAGGAGGCAGACGAUGACGUUGUCAGUCAGCCAGAGGUCAGGGGGUCGUUUGGGGACAGUGAAGACGUUGUGCCCAGUGGUCACGGCCUUAACGCAGGUGUGAGUCAGUUGAGUCAGAGCACCUAGUGAUGCUUUCCUCUCCCCUCAGCUCACCCUGAGCGAGUAGGGGGAUACUUUCUUUUGGUGCCCUGUGCUUUGAUCCGACGUUUGAAAAGCCAUGCUUUGAUACUCUGGGGAGAAGACGGAGAGAAGAAAGACAGCUUGUCCAGCUUGAAUGCGACACCAGAACCUGUCAGUCAGAGACGUCUUUGUUUCCCAUGCCACUUCCACGUUAAGCAUACACAGUACUGUACUCCUGGUCUACAGCCUCAGUAGUUCUACAUGGUGAUCUCUUUAGAUAUGCAGACAAUGUUGUGCGCUUGAAUAUGCCUAAUGAUACACAGACGUGUGUACUGAUGGUGUGAUAGUAAAAAUACUUGAAAUGGAUACUCUAGCCUUGGAGGUAGUGUAGUACUAAUACCAAUGUUGUACAGAAUUCCCUUUAAGACGAGCUCCUCAGUUCCGAAUUUGUACUCCGAAGUGUGACUUAGACCAUGUGAAGCAGGAGCGAGCGUGUGUAACAUACGGUGUACAUGUGUAAUCCUCUAUUACCAAACCCUUUAUAUACAGCAGUAGAAACCAAAUGGCAUUACUAGUGCACUUAGACUAGGUUACUGCUUUAACCGCUCACUUUUAGCUAAGGUUUCGUUGAGAAUGUGCCGGCUAACACACGCGUCACUGUCAGGUCUGCUUUAGAGAUUUGUUUUGUUUUAUUCCAUAUUCCAUAGAUUUAAAUGACUAAUGAUUUGUGGCUUCUGUUUCCAUUCGGAUGUAGGGGUGUGUUGUGUCUUUGCUAAGCUGUAGGGUGUGUUCAGUAGCUGGUCAUGGCUGCCCCCCCCCCCCACCGGGGCUGCCAGACAACCUCCUUUCUUCUUUGGAUGGGUUUUUAUCAUGCUUUUUAAGUUGUAUUGUUUGUGUUCGCGUUGCUUUUUUAAAAGUUGUUAUGAACUUCAUGAUUAAUUUACCUUUAGAAGACAUUAUUAUUCCAAAUGUAUUUGGUUUGCUAUCUGUAUUUAUUAUCACUUCAAACAAGGAUGAGAGGACGCAGGCCGACAGGAGCGUUUGUUUUAAUUAGAUUAUUCUGGGUUGUUUUUUGUUUUUAUACUGUGUAGUUUUCAAGCCAGCAAGCCCAUGUGAAAGCUCUACCUCGUCUGAGCCAUUCUCAGUUCUGUUACACUUUUGUACAUCAUUUCAAGAAGAUGUAAUGUCAUGUCCACAAUAAAGACACACAAAAUGGCACCUGU